Molecule: messenger RNA, 1075 nt
Organism: Diabrotica virgifera virgifera (western corn rootworm)
Lineage: Eukaryota; Metazoa; Arthropoda; Insecta; Coleoptera; Chrysomelidae
Product: adenosine 5'-monophosphoramidase HINT3
Exons: 3
Coding region: 465-869 (134 amino acids)
Molecular function (GO): catalytic activity
Source: RefSeq, a predicted model, not a curated record
CCUGUGUCUCAGUAAAGAGGCACAUUUUAUUUAAGUCAAGUGAUUUGAGUUAAAUCUUAAUAUUUUUAGGUCUAGAAUCUACAUAACUCAGAGAUUGGACAUUCUUAAUGAAUCACCCUGUAGAUUCGAUCGUCGAUCACAAACUUAACAAUGAUUCAUUGUGUAGUUAAUAACGGUGGCAUUGAAAAUAUUGAUAACAAUGGAAUAUCCAGUUUUGUAGUAAUUAUGAACUUGAAUUGUAGCAUCUGUGAUUAAGACAAAAAUGUCUAGUAAUCACAUCAUAUACCUACCAUAAAAGGUAGAUAAUAAUAUGUAUGUGUUGUGUUAGUAAUCUAGGAACUCGCAAUGCGUAUAAAAUUAUUAUCAUUUUGAUAUAGUAUAUAUAGACAGGUACUUAAUAGAUUAAUUUAAUCUUUAUUACCGUUUUCCUAAGUUUAAUCUUAUCUAAUGUAUUUGCUGCCGCAAUGGCAGAUUGUGUAUUUUGUGAAAUCAUUUCCGGACAAGAGGAAGCAACUCUGUUCUUUGAAAAUGACGAUUUUAUUAUUUUCAAGGAUAUAAAACCAGCUUCAAAGUAUCAUUUGCAAGUCGUGCCUAAGAAACAUAUACGUAAUAUUCAUUAUUUAAAACCACAGGAUAAAGAUUUUGUGGAAGAAAUGUUGGUACUCAGCAGAUACAUUCUUGAACUGAAUGGAGGAGACUGUAAUGAUGCUAGAAUAGGUUUUCAUUGUCCGCCAUAUACAAGCGUAAAUCAUCUCCAUCUCCAUGUAAUAUCUCCCGAAUCUGAGAUGCGUGCCUAUCAACGAAGCAGAUUUGAAUCUCCUAAAUUUAAAUUGGUGGAGGACGUAAUAUCACAACUUAGUAAACAAUAAAUAUAAUAGAAUAAAGAAUCUUGCCGAAUUAAGUGACGAAAAUGGAUCACAAAUGUUACAGUAAAAGAAUUAUACAUACAUAAUAUAGCUUUAUUUAUUUCUAUAUAAUAUAAUUUGUACAUACAUUCAGAAUUAUUAUCACUAUGAAAACGUAUGUGAUAUAUUACAAUUACAAUAUAAUAAAAAAAUAUAUUUUUAAAUAGAUA